AGCCACUCUUGCUGCAGCAUGCUUGCGUCCUUUGCAGCCUCUUUGCAGCUCUGUUGCCUCUUGGCAGCUCUGCAACCUCUUUGCAGCCCUUCAUUUGCAUUUGCAUUUGCAUUUGUAUUUAAUUUGUUGUUCAUGGCAGCCUCAUUUCAUCAACAUUUGCAGCUUAGCUUGCUGCACAUUUUUGCUGUCAUUUGACAGCUUCAUUUCCCUCAUAUUUGCAGCUAAAUUGCUGCCAUAUUUGCGGAAAAUUGCAGCUUCAUUUGCUGUCAAUUUUCAGCCUCAUUGCUGCCAUUUCAUGGCAGUUUCAAUUCAUUAUUUCUACAGAUUUGAAUGCCACGUUUCUAGCAAUAAUUCCAACACUCCUCCUUGGCAUCAAAGCUACAAAAUCAAAAACAGAAAUAGAUUUAUACCUAAGCACCUGGGAUCAGCCCUUUGCUAUCCAUCUUAUGCUUGGUUUUCACCAUUUUUUUUUUCAUCACAGCCAUGUACCAUCCUUCUCAAAUAACCUCAGCUCCUCCUUCAUUACAGCUUUCCUUCUUUGGAUUUGCUGCCUCAAACAAAUUUUGGAGGUUUUGCAACUAAAUUGCUUUUUCUGAG
Rubroshorea leprosula is the source of this 597-nucleotide messenger RNA. Lineage: Eukaryota; Viridiplantae; Streptophyta; Magnoliopsida; Malvales; Dipterocarpaceae. The record is from the annotation of a GenBank genome assembly.